Messenger RNA from Acaulospora colombiana, 1800 nucleotides. The record is from the annotation of a GenBank genome assembly. NCBI's taxonomy places the organism in Eukaryota, Fungi, Glomeromycota, Glomeromycetes, Diversisporales, Acaulosporaceae.
AUGUCAAAUUAUAUUUCAGGCAAGUGCAAAGGUAUCACUAUUACUGCUUACGCUGCCGGUCAUACCAUCGGAGGGACCAUAUGGAAGAUCAAAAAAGAUAACGAAGAGAUCGUGUACGCAGUUGAUUACAAUCACAAGAAAGAGAGGCAUUUAGAUGGCACUGUUUUACACAUAAACGGUGUCGUCUUGGACGCAUUGAGUAGACCUUCAUUGAUGAUUACAGAUGCUUACAAUUCUUUAAUAAUUCACCCCGCACGAAAACAUCGAGAUGCUGCAUUAUUUGGUAACAACAAUAAUAAUGAUGAUAUCCCCCCUACGAUAAAGAAUAUUCUUAUUCACCCCGAGAUCAAAUUCUCACCCGAUAACAUAUUAGAGACGAUUAUGAGUACUCUUGGAAAUAAUGGAUGCGUUCUGCUACCGACGGAUUCAUCAGCCCGCGUCCUGGAAUUAGCUUAUCUUUUGGAUCAGCACUGGACGUUCCAUCAAGUAUCUUAUCCGCUUAUUCUACUGACCCAUCAAAGUUAUCGAACAAUACAGUUCGCUAAGAGUAUGCUAGAAUGGAUGAGUGAUGCUAUUAAUAGACAAUUUGAUAGUAAAAGAGAAAAUCCAUUUGAAUUUAGGUACUUACGUCUAUGUCACCGGUAUAAAGACCUUUCCAAAUAUCCUGGGCCUAAAGUUGUGCUCGCCAGUAACCUUAGUCUGGAGACGGGUUAUGCGCGAGAUUUAUUACUUGAAUGGGGAACAUCGGAAUCCAAUGCGCUCAUCCUGACUGAUCGUGGACCACCAAAUUCAUUAGCAAGGAGAUUAUAUUAUGAAUGGGACAACCUCAGUGUAUCCAGUAACAAUCCGAUAAAGCCAGUUGUUGGGUUAAAUAUAACAAUGAAUCUUUUGAUUAGAAAGAAGGUUCCAUUGGAGGGAACAGAGUUAUUGGAUUAUAAAUCCGAACAGCGUAAAAAGCAGGAACGUGAAGCAGCUCAGGCGGCACUUAUAGCGAAAAGCAAAUCAAUAAUAGAAGACGACGAGUCGGACGAAUCAGAAUCAGAAAUAGGAGACACAGAUAUAGAAGAGUUACUUUCAACUCAAUUCGAUCUUUACGUACGCGAUGCUACAAAAUAUGGUGGAUUUUUUAAGCAAACCCAAAGUUACCUGAUGUUCCCAUAUGUGGAGAAAAGAAAAAGAUAUGAUGAUUAUGGAGAGAUUAUACAAGUUGAUCAGUUUGCAAGGAGAAUCGUUGACGGCGGCAGAGAUGGUGACAUUAAUGGGGAUAAAGUGGAUCUGAAUAGUGAUAAAGAUGAGGCUGAAAAGGACGAUCCUUCGAACCCUUCUUCAGAAUCCAAUGUUCCAACUAAAUAUGUCUCCUACAGUCAAAACAUCAACUUUCGAUGUCAAAUAAGAUUCAUCGAUUUGGAAGGAACCAAUGAUGGAAGAUCUCUAAAAACGAUUGUACCUCAAGUGCAGCCCAGGAAACUGCUUGAAGAUUAUGACAUUGCUUUCGUGAAUGGAAAAAUCUCAUUUCCACCAGACUCAUCAUUACCCAUGUUGGAUGUAGUGCCAAUAGAGGAAUCAAACUCUGGAAAUCAUAAUCCUGUAUUUGUUGGCGAGGUCAAAUUAACAGAAUUGAAACGCGUGUUACAGUCGGAAGGCAUUGUCGCGGAAUUUAAGGGCGAGGGAGUGCUGGUUUGUAAUGAAAAAGUAGCUGUGCGGAAGUCGUCGGCAGGUCAAUUAAUUUUAGAGGGUUCAUUAUCAGAAGACUAUUACAAGAUUAGAUCCAUAAUAUAUGCACAACACGCUAUUUUGUAA